AUGGAUGUGGAGAUGUCGAUGCCCUCCAUCUUGAGAGAGAAAAAAUACCCUUUCAUAGUUGUCUUCUUCCUUCUGCUCGUCUCCGUCACGUUCAUCCUCAUUUCUAACUCCCAGUCCGCCAUCCCCAUCUCCGCCAAUCUCGCCCAGCCCGGCCCCUUCUCAUCCGAUCUGAAACUCACUCCGGUUUCCACGCCGCCACCCAUUUCGUCGACCACCGAGCCGGCGGUUGCCAAUAUCAGCAGCAACGCACAUGGCGACACCAUGGAUAAUUCGUCAGCUGCGCUUGAUGAUAAUCAGGUUGAAGAUGUGGAGUGGGAGCUGUGUGAUGGGCCCCUGGCUGUCGAUUAUAUACCAUGUCUAGACAAUCAGAAGGCUAUAAAAGCUUUGAAGUCUCGUAAGCGCAUGGAACAUAGAGAGAGGCAUUGCCCUGACCCGGCCCCGAGGUGUUUAUAUCCUAUGCCUCAGGGUUACAAAGUUCCUGUUCAGUGGCCUAAGAGCAGGGACAUGAUAUGGUAUGACAAUGUACCACAUCCUAAGCUUGUCGAAUAUAAAAAGGACCAGCGUUGGGUAGUGAAAUCAGACGAUUAUUUUGUUUUCCCAGGUGGUGGCACACAAUUCAAAAAUGGAGUCAAUUAUUACAUUGAGUCUAUUGGGAAGAUGUUACCAGUGAUUGAAUGGGGGAAGAAAAUAAGGGUGGUUUUAGACGUUGGCUGUGGUGUUGCUAGCUUUGGUGGUGCUUUACUGGACAAAGAUGUCAUUACUAUGUCUUUUGCUCCAAAGGACGAGCACGAGGCUCAAAUUCAGUUUGCUCUUGAACGUGGAAUCCCGGCUGUGCUCUCAGUCAUUGGAACACAAAAGCUGACAUUUCCCGAUAAUUCUUACGAUUUGAUUCAUUGCGCAAGGUGCCGAGUUCACUGGGAUGGGGAUGGUGGAAAACCUCUGAUGGAACUGAACAGAAUCCUUAGACCGGGAGGAUAUUUUGUGUGGUCGGCCACACCUGUCUAUAGGAAGGACGAAAAGCAUCAAAAUGUCUGGAAAUCUAUGGUAGCUCUGUCGGAAUCAAUUUGCUGGACUAUAGCCGCUAAGACCUUUGUCGAGGCUUCCCAAGUUGGGGUUGUCAUAUUCCAAAAGCCCGUAUCAUCGUCCUGUUACCAGAAUCGAAAACAAAACAGGCCCCCUCUGUGUGAUGGGGCCAGUAAGCCCAACAAUUCGUGGUAUGUGCCUCUCGACAGUUGCCUUGUGCCGAUUUUAGAUGAUUUUCGCAAGUGGCCAGCACCCUGGCCUGAAAGGCUCAUUGAUAAACCUCCGAGCAUCUCCGGUGAACCAGAUUCUGAGGAAACCUUCAAAAGUGACACAAGACAUUGGUCUGCCCUUGUAUCAGAAGUUUAUGUUGGGGGCCUUGAUCUUAAUUGGUCAAAUGUGAGAAAUGUUAUGGAUAUGAAUGCAAUUUAUGGAGGGUUUGCUGCCGCACUCACCAGUCAACCGGUUUGGGUGAUGAAUGUUGUUCCCAUUCACGAACCAGAUACUUUGUCAGUCAUCUUCGAUAGAGGGCUAAUUGGAGUUUACCACGACUGGUGUGAAUCUUUCAAUACAUACCCAAGAACAUAUGAUCUUUUGCACUCCAGCUUCCUCUUUGCAAACUUGACUAAGAGAUGUGAUAUAAUUGAAGUAGCUGCAGAGAUGGAUCGCAUACUGAGACCGGGUGGGUAUUUGGUAGUUCAAGACACCAUCGAAAUACUUAACAGGAUUACGCCAAUUCUUAAAUCUCUUCAUUGGUCAGUAAGCAUACAUCAAGAUCAGUUUCUUGUUGGUAAGAAAAAUUUUUGGCGGCCAGAUAGGAAAACCAGAAUAUGA
Striga hermonthica is the source of this 1854-nucleotide messenger RNA. NCBI's taxonomy places the organism in Eukaryota, Viridiplantae, Streptophyta, Magnoliopsida, Lamiales, Orobanchaceae. The record is from the annotation of a GenBank genome assembly.